AUGGGAAAUUCUCACCCAAUCCACGUCCACCCGGUGCGACCUCUGUACCGCUUCACUGCCACUGCGUUGGGUGCCAGCAUGUGGUUCUUCCUCAUGUAUCGGGCCAAGAAGGAUGGACCGGCUCUGCUGGGCUGGAAGCACCCGUGGGACCAUUAA
This is a messenger RNA of Penicillium alfredii, 156 nucleotides long. RefSeq lists its product as uncharacterized. The transcript has 2 exons. The coding region runs from base 1 to 156 and encodes 51 amino acids. Gene Ontology annotation, cellular component: mitochondrial inner membrane. The record is from RefSeq and is a predicted model, not a curated record. Lineage: Eukaryota; Fungi; Ascomycota; Eurotiomycetes; Eurotiales; Aspergillaceae.